AUGGCUGCUGGACGCACCAACGUCUUCUUCGUGCCCUACAGGCCUCACUCAAAGUCCAAAAAACCGUCCUCGGGUGAACCUGCCAUCUCACAGCAGAAACAUGCUGCUCGUGAGUACCAUCGAAAGGCCAAGCUGGAACGACUCGCUAAGCUAAACGCUGUACAUAACCGCGAUGCACGCAGUGCCAGUGAAAGUCCUCCACCUGGUAUCUCUUCUCGGCCGCCCCUGCUUCGAAAUAAGACCUUCCCGGAAGAUGAGAUUCGUAACAGGACAUUUGCUGUGUUUGAUGUUGGCACUGGAGUGUUGGAUCCCUUCAAUGCCUGCGUCCCCAGUGGUGUACCUUCAUAUGCUCUCGACAUUUUAGCCUAUGGUCGUUCGAAUCUUGAAGCCGGCAUCUCCCUCUGUCUUGCACACUACCCCCUUGCACCGGGAGCCGCAGCCUCCUCGCUCAUCCGACCGACAGCCGCUUCGAAGCAAUGGACAAUAGCCAGCUCCUCCAACAGCGUCCUUUCAGAGGGGACUAUCAAAAUUGCUCUGUUAGCAUGUGCGAUGCAAUCUCGCGCCGCAUUCUGGUCCAUUAUUUUUGCAGGCGCAACCCAUAAUGCCUAUCUUCAGGGCGAAACAGGUACCCCCAGUCGCAACCGUACGUUACGGUUAUCGUACAAGACUCAAGCCAUCAGAGAGCUAAAUGUGGAGAUCCAAGAGCUUCAAGGCCCAGCUUCCGACGAGCUCCUACUUGCCAUCAUCACACUAGCCGCCCAUGGAUCUGGGGAGCAAUUGGAACCCCCUCCGCAAGGAGAGAAUCUGAGCGCGUUACAAUCGGUGCAGAGCUUUCAGUACUACGGUCGCAUGCAGAGCGAAGCGGCACAUCUGAAGGCUAUCUGCCAUUUGGUAUAUCAGAAGGGAGGUCUGCAUACCGUGAAAAUGCCCGGACUGGCGAACGCCCUUGCGUUGGCCGAUAUCUUCUAUGCAUUCCAAGAUAUGCGGGUGCCUGCAUUUCCGCUGCUGGCGCCAACAAGCUUGAUCAUGUCGACAUGGCCUGCAAGUUCCACGCGUCUAACUCCAUCCCUCCAGAACUUGGCAAGUGGUUUCCAAGAUCUGGAGGAUGUGGUUGGCUUUGCACCGUUGAUGCAGAUCGUCAACAACGCCCGUCUGAUCACCAUUGGAUUUGAUGCAUACCUAUCCGGCCUCUCCUCGGCGCCGUCUCUCAACCAGAUAGUCUGGGCCAGAAACUUCAUGACGCACGACCUACUCUCGGCCCCCUCAGAGCUCCUAGUUCCAUACUCUCGCACCGGUUCAUCCUCACCACGGGAUAACGAUAGCUCAAGUAUCAUGGUUCACAGCUUUCCCCUGCAAUCUCUACACAACCUCGUUCGGCUAUCGACCAUGGCAUAUACACUUAUAGUGCUCUUUCCUGUACCAAGCGUUGCAGGUAUCCAUGGUAAACUGACACGAGAACUAAUGCUUGCACUAGACAACUGCACUGUUCUGGAACUUUGGACGACGCAUUCGAGGUUGUUGCUUUGGAGUACCAUCCUCGGAGGGGUCAUUGCACAAAACACCAGUCUUCGGCCAUGGUUUACCGAGAUGAUCAGACAAGCCCGGACCAAAAUCCCCCGUCUAGCGCUCUUGAACGCGAAGAGCAGAAGUAGGAGCAAGAGCAGACACUCGAGUCACAGUAUGAGUUCUGUUAGUGACGACGACGGGACAGAUGGGGAGUCGGACGCGCCGUGGCCAGUGGUGAAGGACAAUUGUUUUCGGUUUCUCUGGUUCGACGGUCCCGAAUGUGACGGUCAAGGUCGAGUGUUUUGGGGCGAAGCGUGCGACGACACGAGCAAGCUAGCCUAG
Messenger RNA from Fonsecaea nubica, 1848 nucleotides. RefSeq lists its product as hypothetical. The record is from RefSeq and is a predicted model, not a curated record. The coding region runs from base 1 to 1848 and encodes 615 amino acids. NCBI's taxonomy places the organism in Eukaryota, Fungi, Ascomycota, Eurotiomycetes, Chaetothyriales, Herpotrichiellaceae. The transcript is spliced from 4 exons.